Molecule: messenger RNA, 699 nt
Organism: Trypanosoma cruzi
Lineage: Eukaryota; Euglenozoa; Kinetoplastea; Trypanosomatida; Trypanosomatidae
Exons: 1
Coding region: 1-699 (232 amino acids)
Source: RefSeq, a predicted model, not a curated record
AUGCCCAGCAAGCGUCUUGUGCGGCAUGGUGCUCGGGGCUCGCAGCAGGUGCACAUGAACAAGGUGAAGUUUGAUCCCUAUCGCUUCAAGGUAAAUGACCAGAGGCUCCCACCGGUUGUUUUAGCGUUCAUGACUAGUUUAUGCUGUCGACGCUGCUGCGACAUCUUGCAGUGGAAAGUGGAUUAUGGCAAGUACAUUCCUCUGGAACGUCAGCGGAAGUGUAACUGCUGUCAAGAAAGGACUGUGACCAUCGCUUAUCAUCAUAUCUGCCAGCGGUGCGCGACGGAAAGGGCACGUUGUGCAAAGUGCCAGAAACCCCCGACACUGGGGAAUUCAACGACGGGCACAGAAAAUAGAGGUGAUGACACGAACGCCGAAGGCAACGCUAAUGCAGAUAUCAGGGAGGAGGAAGAAGAAGAAGAGGAUGAGGCUGCAGAAGCCAUGUCGGCAGGAAUGCCAAAAGGCGAGUUGUCAGGUAAAUACGUCUUUGUGGACCAAGAGGACUCGGAUGAGGAGUUCUGGCCACUGCGAGGAUUAGACAUCCGACAGCUGAAGCAGCGGAAGAAGGAAUUAGCAAGGUUGCAAGAAAAGGAUCGUGUUUGUCGCUUGCGUGAACGUGAGCGACGAACAGUACUGCGAGGAGCUUUAAGGGGCCCUGGGGCUGAGGAGGGAGCGGAUGACAGCGACGAGGAAAUCUGA